Molecule: messenger RNA, 3749 nt
Organism: Egretta garzetta (little egret)
Lineage: Eukaryota; Metazoa; Chordata; Aves; Pelecaniformes; Ardeidae
Gene: GRK6
Product: G protein-coupled receptor kinase 6
Exons: 15
Coding region: 47-1633 (528 amino acids)
Biological process (GO): protein phosphorylation; signal transduction; regulation of signal transduction
Cellular component (GO): cytoplasm; plasma membrane
Molecular function (GO): G protein-coupled receptor kinase activity; ATP binding
Source: RefSeq, a predicted model, not a curated record
AGGUGGUGGCGGAAACAGGAAAGGCAAGAGUAAGAAAUGGCGCCAGAUGCUGCAGUUCCCCCACAUCAGCCUCUGCGAGGAUCUUCGACAAACCCUCGAGCGGGACUACCACAGCCUAUGUGAGAAGCAGCCCAUUGGGCACAUGCUCUUUCGGCAGUUCUGUGAGACACGACCUGAGCUGUCACGCUGCGUCAAGUUCCUGGAUGCUGUGGCAGGGUACGAAGUGGCUCCAGAUGAGAAGCGGAAGGAAUGCGGGCAGCACCUGAUUGAAAAGUACUUGAAGCCAAAUAGUGAGGACCAUGUGCCUGAAGUCCCCUCACAGCUGGUGGAUGCCUGUUGUGAGAGGCUGGAGCAGGAACCUUCCAAGGAACUCUUCAAGGAAUCCACUAAGCUUAUCCACGACUACCUGAGCGUGGCUCCCUUUGCUGACUACCUCGACAGCUUGUACUUCAACCGCUUCCUGCAGUGGAAAUGGCUGGAACGGCAGCCAGUGACCAAAAACACUUUCCGCCAGUACCGUGUGCUGGGCAAGGGCGGUUUUGGGGAGGUUUGUGCCUGCCAAGUGCGUGCCACAGGGAAGAUGUAUGCCUGCAAGAAGCUAGAGAAGAAACGGAUCAAAAAGCGGAAAGGAGAGGCCAUGGCCCUGAAUGAGAAACAGAUCCUGGAAAAAGUGAACAGUAGGUUUGUAGUGAGCUUAGCCUAUGCAUAUGAAACUAAAGAUGCUCUCUGCCUAGUGCUGACCCUCAUGAAUGGAGGGGACCUCAAGUUCCAUAUCUACCACAUGGGAGAGGCUGGCUUCGAGGAGCCCCGGGCAGCUUUCUAUGCUGCCGAAAUCUGCUGUGGCCUCGAAGACUUGCACCAGGAGAGAAUAGUGUACAGGGACCUGAAGCCAGAGAACAUAUUGCUGGAUGACCACGGUCACAUCCGUAUCUCAGACCUGGGGCUAGCUGUGCACGUGCCGGAGGGCCAAACAAUCAAGGGCCGGGUGGGGACAGUUGGCUACAUGGCUCCGGAGGUGGUGAAGAACGAGCGCUACACGUUCAGCCCAGACUGGUGGGCCCUGGGCUGCCUGGUGUACGAGAUGAUCGAGGGACAGUCCCCCUUCCAGCAGCGCAAGAAGAAGAUCAAGCGGGAGGAGGUGGAGCGGUUGGUGAAGGAAGUGCAGGAGGAGUACUCGGAGAAGUUCUCGCCCUCUGCCCGCUCCCUCUGCACCAUGCUCCUGUGCAAAGACCCUCUGGAGCGCCUGGGGUGCCGAGGAGCUGGGGCCAAGGAAGUGAAGGAGCACCCUCUCUUCAAGCACCUCAACUUCAAGAGGCUGGAAGCAGGCAUGCUGGACCCUCCCUUCAAGCCAGAUCCCCAGGCCAUCUACUGCAAGGAUGUUCUGGACAUCGAGCAGUUCUCCACAGUGAAAGGGGUGGAGCUGGAGCCCACAGACAAUGACUUCUACCAGAAGUUUGCUACGGGAAGCGUGCCGAUUCCUUGGCAGAAUGAGAUGAUCGAGACAGAGUGUUUUAAGGAGCUGAAUGUCUUUAGCACAGACGGCACAGUGCCCCCAGACCUGGACUGGAAAGGGCAGCCUUCUCCACAGCCCAAAAAAGGGUUACUCCAGCGCUUAUUCAGCAGACAGAGGUGAGCAGUCUGUCCUGGCUGCUCUGCUCAGGGAAAUACCCGGUGGCCCGCGGACUUGGCAAGAUCUGGGAAAGAGGAGUGUUGUCCUUCAGUGCCUAACCCCUUCCCCCAGCAGAGCACAAGCUGCUUGUUGUUCUAACUGCCCCCUGAGCCACUAAUCUUGCUUCCCUACUCUUGCUGCCUUCGUGGGGGAGGCCUUGCCCUCAGCUUGAGCCAAAGCUGCCCCUGCACCGCCGCUGCUGGGAGCUCUGCUCCCAGGGGGGCUGUGGGAAGUUCCCUUCACUCCUCUCUUUGGAUGUCCAGGACACACAGAAAGGUUGAGAAACCAUGAAGGUUUGGCAUUGCCCCGUGCUCAGACUCCCUCCCAUUCCAGCAAAAAGGGCUUCAGCUGCUUCUGCAGCCGUCUGAGCCUUGAGCAGGGCAGAUCCUCUGUGCUGGCACUGAGCUGUCUCCCUGGGUGGCUGUAGUCUGUGGAGCCCAUCUUCUUCCCAGCUUCUGAGCUAGUCAGCUGUGUGCUCACCGGUCUGUAUGCCAGGAGCUGAACCCCCAGAUGCAGCUUGACUGUUUCUCUGCAGGCUGGGGGUCCCCUCCAGCCCCUUGCCUCCAUGUAGCUCUCCCACGCACAGGCCUGGGGGGGACCCGGCUCUUCCCUGCCAGAGGGCAGCUGUAGGCUGGGUUGUGUGACCGUGCUCACCCUCUGCUUGCUGUGCUCCUCUCUCUCCCUUCUCCCUCUCCUUGCCCUUCUGACUUCAGGACUGUUGUGGAAACUGCAGCGACAGUGAGGAAGAGCCCACCCGGCUGUAGAGCACAGCUUGUUCUCCAGCCCCUGGGACCCCCUUCCCUCUCCGGGUGCCCAGCAGAACAACAGCCCAGCCUGAAGGACAAAGGUAGCAGUGGCCCCACAAGGUGGAUUUGUUUACAGCUUUACACGUCUGUAUUUGAAAACUGUGAGGAUGGCUCCAGGGCUGGGGGCAGCAUGCGGCUCGGGCCAAGGCGCCUUUGGCCAUGGGCAAGCCCCUCAUCCCCAAGACAGACCUGGACGCUUUUGAAUCUGCCGCUUGGGAUUGUGUUGCUGCCGCCCACCGGCUGCUGCUCCCCUCCUGAGCCCAGGGUGGGAGGGAGGGAUUGCGCCAGCGUGGGCCGAGGCCAGGCUGGAGCAGCUCUGCUGACACAUUCCACGGUGCCAAAGCGGCACUGCAGGUUUGGUGUAUAUUUAUAUACGUCGGUCUGUACAUAUCACAUGUUAGUUUUUAAUCUAUAGGUGGGGACCUGCAGUGCCCCCACCCUGUCACAGGCACAAAUGUCCUCCUAUGGGGGGAGCAACAGUGCCAGCUUUGUACCAGGGAGUCCUGGGCAGAGGCCUUCUGUGCCUUGAGGUGUCUAAAACAUCUUUCCUGGGCCUUCCUGGCUGUGCUGAGGCGUCCCUGGCUCCAGCGGAGUCCAUUGCUCAGCCCCGAGGCACAGGAAACUGCUGUGCCAAAGCGUCUACCAUUGCAAUCCUGGCAGCAGAGCGUCACUGCCUCAUCCCUGCUUCCCUGUCUGCCGGAGCCUGCUUCCUCCUGCCUCGUCUCGCACAUGCUGCCAGCUCCAGGGAGCUGAUCCCGGCCCCCUCUCCAGACCGCCGGCAGGCUGCCUGUGGCACAGCGGGACACAGCCGCUCCCACAGCACCUGCUCAGGAGGUACCUGCUGUGGGUCCAAAGGGUCGGUCUGAUCCCCAGCACGGAGCAGGAUGGCCCCAGCACAGUCCAACCAGCUCCAGACCAGCCGUCUCUGCAUGCUGGGGGUGUUGCAGUCCCCAGCCCCAGCUUGGUAUUGGAGGAGCAGACACGUAAGGGACCCUGCUCUCUGGGAGCAAAGCCGUGGUAAAGGGAAUGUCCCUUCCUGGGGUCAUGCUGUGAGUGGGGCUGGGAGCAGCCCACCCAGCAUACCGGCUUAGUGUGUGUCCCCAGGGGUCCUGGGGAGCCAGCACAGCUCCUGUGCCUGAGGGCAGGGCAGGAGUGGAGGGGCUAGACCCCUGUGUGUCCCUGGGGAGCCGCGUGGGGCUCACCCACCUCUCUGUUGUGCUUGUCCUGUCCCCUCCUGUGCACACUCGUCCCAGCUGUGUCCCAAGCAAUAACUC